This is a messenger RNA of Ipomoea nil (Japanese morning glory), 1326 nucleotides long. RefSeq lists its product as uncharacterized. Gene Ontology annotation, molecular function: RNA-DNA hybrid ribonuclease activity; nucleic acid binding. Bases 1 to 1326 code for a protein of 441 amino acids. The record is from RefSeq and is a predicted model, not a curated record. The transcript has 2 exons. NCBI's taxonomy places the organism in Eukaryota, Viridiplantae, Streptophyta, Magnoliopsida, Solanales, Convolvulaceae. Gene Ontology annotation, biological process: DNA integration.
AUGACCCCGAACGAGUUAAAGUACUUCUCAAUUGAAAAACUAUGUUUGGCACUUGUGUUCGCUAUCAAAAAACUUAAGCACUACUUUGAGGCCCAUACCAUCCAGCUUGUUUCCAAAGCAAACCCGGUGAAGUAUGUUAUGGCAAAGGUCAUGCUCUCCGACCGCCUCGCAAGGUGGUACUUAUUGUUUCAACAUUUUGAAAUCAUAUAUGUGCCACAAAAGUCUGUCAAGGGGCAAGCCUUAGCCGAUUUCCUAGUAGAUCACCCAAUAUCAGCUGAAUGGGAGUUGUCUGACGAUCUACCUGAUGAAGAUGCGCUUAUCAUUGAAAUCCUACCCUCAUGGAAGAUGUACUUUGAUGGAGUUUCACAUAGAGAAUGGGCAGGAGCUGGAAUUGUCUUUGUCACUCCAGAAGGUGAAGUGUUACCAUAUUCAUUCACCUUGACGGAAACAUGUUCAAACAACGUUGCUGAGUACCAAGCAUUGAUACUUGGGCUCGAGAUAGCGACUGACAUGAAACAAUUGAGGAUUAACAUUUAUGGAGAUUCAAAACUGGUCAUCAACCAAGUGUUGGGCCUGUAUGAAGUGAAAAAGGCUGAGUUAGUCCCAUAUAACAACUAUGCAAAGAUACUCAUGCAAUGGUUAGGGGACGUCACAAUUGAACAUGUACCAAUGAAAGAAAACAAGCAGGCCGACGCCUUAGCCGCAUUGGCUUCAACUAUUGCUCAUCCAGCCGCCCGAGUACAAGUAUGUCAAAGGUGGGUAGUUUCGCCAAUCUUCAAUGAAGACGACUCAAUUGAUGAAACUGUUGAACUCCCUACUGCCUCAGUUUAUGAUAUAGAUCCUCGUAAAAGGGUGGAUAUAAAGCGUCAAACUCCUCGCCUCAUAUGCUAUAAAGAAACAUUGUAUCGUCAUUCAUUUGAUGGAGUAGUUCUCCAAUGUCUAGGGGAUGAGGAAGCUUUACAAGCUAUGCAAGAAGCUCACUCUGGAGUUUGCAGUGAACAUCAAUCCGGCCCCAAGUUACACUUACAUAUUAAGCGAAUGGGCUAUUAUUGGCCUACAAUGGUAAAGGAUUGUAUAGACUAUGCUCGAAUGUGUCAAGCCUGCCAGUUUCAUGCAAACUUUAUCCAUCAGCCACCGGAACCUCUACACCCAACAGUUGCAUCUUGGCCAUUUGACACUUGGGAACUUGAUGUGGUUGGCCCAAUUACACCUAAGUCAAUUACAGGGCAUGUAUACAUAUUAGCCGCCACUGAUUACUUUUCAAAGUGGGCCGAAGCCGUGGCGUUGAAGGAGGUGAAGAAAGAAAAUGUUGCACACUUUCUCUGA